GCUUUAAGUAACUCGUCCGCGGAGCCAUAGGGUCAGACAGGGGACGUGGAGGCGUGACUUGCGAUCGGCGACUGGCGUCGACCUGAAUUCCACGCCAGAGGUCCCACGUAGUCGACAGAAAGUCGCAUUUUCGCCUUUAGUUUCUCUCUGACUUUCCUACUACCUACGUUCUAAUUUCCAUGCCAUUUCCUCUGAUCCUCCAAGUAAACUCCUUUUGUAUAUAUAUAUAGCUUACAAUGCAUACAAUUCAACAUCUGCCACCUUCAGCUUCUUUAAGACCGUUUUCUCUCUCGGUCUUCAACAAAAUGAAGAGCCGCACCAACACCACUCAUAUUAUAUCUUCCAAAUGGAUUCCUUUUAUCUGCUUAUCAUGUUUCGCUCUCGGACUCAUAUUCAGUAACAGGGCGUGGAACCCGCCGGAAUCCUACGGUCACUUCCUUUCGCGCCAACGUCGAGACCAAGAGUUGCGGAUUAUUUCCAGUGAUUGCGUUACUAAUAAAAAUUCUAAAGAAGAUAAAGAUGAAUUCAAUGAAGUUAUGAAAACCCGUGGAGCAGUUCAGUCUUUAGAUAAGGCAAUUGCUGCGCUUCGGAUGGAAUUAGCAGCGUCCCGCAGUUCCCGGGAAAAAGCUAGUUUAGAAGGUUCUGCUUCCAAUUCCACCAACUUGAACCCAAAAAAACCGAAAGUGUUCAUGGUUAUUGGAAUUAAUACUGCUUUCAGUAGUAGAAGGCGGCGUGAUUCUGUUAGGGAGACUUGGAUGCCUCAAGGAGAAAAGCUUGUUCAAUUGGAGCGUGAGAAAGGAAUUGUGGUCCGAUUCAUGAUUGGCCACAGUGCAACAUCUAACAGCAUUUUAGAUAAAGCUAUUGAUUCAGAAGAUGCUCAGCACAAGGACUUCCUGCGGCUGGAGCAUAUUGAAGGAUACCAUGAAUUGUCUGCAAAAACAAAAACUUUCUUUGCCACUGCUGUUGCAAAAUGGGACGCUGACUUCUAUGUUAAAGUUGAUGAUGAUGUCCAUGUUAAUCUAGGUGUGCUAGCUGUUACUCUUGCUCAUCACCGUAUAAAGCCCAGAGUUUAUAUCGGGUGUAUGAAAUCUGGACCUGUCCUUUCUCAAAAGCAUGUCAAAUACCAUGAACCAGAGUACUGGAAAUUUGGAGAAGAGGGGAAUAAAUACUUCCGACAUGCAUCUGGGCAGAUUUAUGCAAUUUCGAAGGAUCUUGCCACAUAUAUCUCUAUCAACCAGCCCAUAUUACAUAAGUUUGCCAAUGAAGACGUGUCACUUGGUUCAUGGUUUAUAGGUCUUGAGGUUGAGCACAUUAAUGAACAUAAUAUGUGUUGUGGAACUCCACCAGAUUGUGAGUGGAAAGCACAGGCAGGAAAUGUCUGCAUUGCAUCAUUUGAUUGGAGCUGCAGUGGAAUCUGCAAGUCCGUGGAGAAACUAAAAUCUGUACAUGAAAAGUGUGGUGAAGGGGAUGGUGCUGUUUGGAGUGCCCAGUUUUGAAUCAAUACGAGUCAAAGCAUCUCACAGGUGAAGGCGUGGUCAACAAGAGAGAAAAACUACAAACUUGAAAUAGGGAAAGGAGUGGCCUUAUAGUAGUUCAACUUUGUGGAGAUUACUGGGUAGUUCUUGAAAGCAAGAGAUCCCGUGUGUUUGCCGUAUAAGAGUUGACUCUUUAACCUGCUUGCAGAUGCUUGGGUAUGAAGCUAGAAGUUGGUGCAGGUUCAAGAUAUGAUCUUCCCAUAUGAGUGAGGAUACAAUACAAUGCUAUUCUUACACAAAUUUAAUUUAUACUUUUAUUUUUGUCCAAAUUUAUGAAUUGAUGUAGCUUUCUCGAUAGGUAUAUUAUUAUCAAAAGGCUUAAUGUAGGGCCAAAUAUUUUGUUCCUCAAACUUUGCAGUACCCUGUCUCUGAUAAAAAUAAUGGAAUAAGCCCUUGUGAAAUUUCAUGACAAGAAAUUCCUGUUCACAGUAUCUUAUUUAUCUCUAGUAAAGUGUUCCGACAAACUUUGUUUAUCGAUUA
Messenger RNA from Mangifera indica (mango), 2015 nucleotides. RefSeq names its product beta-1,3-galactosyltransferase 7-like. The transcript is spliced from 11 exons. Gene Ontology annotation, molecular function: beta-1,3-galactosyltransferase activity. NCBI's taxonomy places the organism in Eukaryota, Viridiplantae, Streptophyta, Magnoliopsida, Sapindales, Anacardiaceae. The record is from RefSeq and is a predicted model, not a curated record. Gene Ontology annotation, cellular component: Golgi membrane. The coding region runs from base 237 to 1496 and encodes 419 amino acids.